AUGGAAAUAUUAGAAGAAUUCUCAAACAUUAACUUUAUAGAAGAACCAGUUAAAAUGAGUAUUAAUAUAAUUGAAUUGAUCAAUAAAUCCUUGAAGAAUAAAGUUAAAAUCAUACCAUUGGAUGACUUAAUUAAUUCAAAACCACUUGAAGAAGGAGGUUUCGGAAGUAUUUUAAAAGCAACUUGGAUAAAAACAAAUGAUGAUAUUGUUUAUAAAAAAUUAACGAAUACAAAAGUAUUUAGAUGUAUUAGUCAAGUUCGUGAAACUACUAUAAAAGGUACUCCCAAAAGUUAUGAAAAACUUUAUAAAAGAUGCUGGAAUCCGAAUCCUAAACAAAGACCAACUAUUAAAAGAGUAUUAGAAGAAUUCUUGAAGAUGGGCUUUGGAAAAAGUAUUGUAGAUAAAUCUUCUGAAAACAUAGAUGACAUAAAGAUGAAAGAUGUAACUGAAAAUAUAGAAAAUAGUAAUUCUGAUUCCGAUUCACUAAUCGGUGAUUCUCUCCAAAUAGAUACUUAUGCAGAUUUAUCUGUAACGAAUUUCUAA
Funneliformis mosseae is the source of this 543-nucleotide messenger RNA. The record is from the annotation of a GenBank genome assembly. Lineage: Eukaryota; Fungi; Glomeromycota; Glomeromycetes; Glomerales; Glomeraceae.